Molecule: messenger RNA, 2337 nt
Organism: Ilyonectria robusta
Lineage: Eukaryota; Fungi; Ascomycota; Sordariomycetes; Hypocreales; Nectriaceae
Product: Sodium:solute symporter family-domain-containing protein
Exons: 3
Coding region: 174-2213 (679 amino acids)
Biological process (GO): urea transmembrane transport; spermidine transport; putrescine transport
Cellular component (GO): plasma membrane
Molecular function (GO): putrescine transmembrane transporter activity; urea transmembrane transporter activity; spermidine transmembrane transporter activity
Source: RefSeq, a predicted model, not a curated record
AUUUUAUACUUAAGCUCCGCCAAGAUCCGGGGGCGACCUUGGCUGUUGCUCUGUGCUCCUCAGUCCCACUUGGCCCAUCAUCGCAUCCACCAUCUCCAUCUCCAUCACCAACGAACCGCACUUACACGCCCACUCGCGCGCAUUGGCAAUCCCGCCACAACCGUCUAUCCACCAUGGGGGCCACAGUCGCAUUGGACCAGAGCUACGGCUACGGCAUCGUGCUGGGCCUUGGCUUUGCCUUUGCCUUUGCCAUGAUCCUGGUCACCUUCAUCCUGCGCCGCUACAACUCGGAGCUGCAGACGUCGGAGCACUUCACCACGGCCGGCCGCACCGUCAAGUCGGGCCUCGUCGGCUCGGCCGUCGUCUCUUCGUGGACCUGGGCCGCGACUCUAUUGCAAUCCUCCGGCGUGUGCUAUCGCUACGGCGUCAGCGGGCCGUUCUGGUAUGCGUCGGGCGCCACCGUCCAGAUCCUGCUGUUCGCGACGCUCGCCAUUGAGCUCAAGCGCCGCGCGCCCAACGCCCACACCUUCCUCGAAGUCAUCCGGGCGCGCUACGGCACCGUGGCGCAUGUUGUGUUUAUGGUGUUUGGCCUGGUGACCAAUAUCCUCGUCUCGCUGAUGCUCAUCGUCGGCGGCUCGGCCACCGUCUCGGCCUUGACCGGCAUGCACACCAUCGCCGCCAUCUACUUGCUCCCGCUGGGCGUCGUCAUGUACACGCUCGUCGGCGGGCUCAAGGCCACCUUCCUGACGGACUGGGCACACACGUUUAUCCUGCUCAUCAUCAUCAUCAUCUUUUCGCUGACCACGUAUGCGACGUCCGACACCCUCGGCUCUCCGGCGGCCGUCUACGAUGCCCUCGUCGCCGCGUCGGAGCGCCACCCCGUCUCCGGCAAUGCGCACGGCAGCUACCUGACGAUGCGGUCCAAGGAAGGCGCCAUCUUCUUCGUCAUCAACAUCGUCGGCAACUUCGGCACCGUCUUCCUCGACAAUGGCUACUACAACAAGGCCAUUGCCGCGUCGCCGGUGCACGCGCUGCCCGGCUAUCUGAUCGGCGGCCUGUCUUGGUUCGCCAUCCCCUGGUUGACCGCUACCACCAUGGGACUGGCUGCUCUGUCUCUCGAGGACAACCCUCUCUUCCCGACGUACCCCGAUCGCAUGCCCGACGAGGCCGUCAGCGCCGGUCUCGUGCUGCCCUACGCCGCUGUCGCUCUCCUCGGCAAGGGCGGUGCCGUGGCGACGCUCCUCAUCAUCUUCAUGGCCGUCACCAGCGCCACGUCGGCCGAGCUGAUUGCCGUGUCGUCCAUCUUCACCUACGACUUCUACCGCACGUACAUCAAGCCCGACGCGCCGGGCAAGCAGCUCAUUUACAUUUCCCACUGCAUCGUCUGCGCGUACGCCCUCUUCAUCUCCAGCUUCUCCGUGGGUCUGUGGUACGCCGGCAUUUCCAUGGGAUACCUGUAUCUGAUGAUGGGAUGCAUUAUUUCCUCCGCCGUCCUGCCGGCCACCUUGACAUUGACGUGGACCAAGCAAAACAAGUGGGCUGCCAGUCUGUCGCCCAUCUUGGGCCUCAUCGUCGCUCUUAUUGCGUGGCUGGUCACCGCCAAGAAGGAGUGCGGCUCCCUCAACGUCGCCUGCACCGGAUCCAACGAUGCUAUGCUUGCGGGCAAUGUUGUUGCUUUACUCUCGCCCAUCGUUUUUAUCCCCAUCCUGACCUACGCCCUGGGCCCCCAAAACUACGACUGGAAGAGCAUGAUGGAUAUCCGCAAGGGCGAUGAUCACGAUCUUGCCGCCGCAGCUGGUGUCGAUUUGGAGAACACCUCCGAUGACAACGCCGAGGCGGUAACCGCACACGCCGAGGAGCAGAGGAAGUUGCUCAGAGCUGGCAAAAUUAGCAAGACGACGACAAUUGUCAUGACCAUUGCCUUCCUUGUCCUUUGGCCUCUUCCCAUGUACGGCACCGCCUACAUAUUUUCCAAGCCCUUCUUCACUGGUUGGGUUAGUGUUGGAAUCAUCUGGAUUUUCUGCUCCUUCAUCGCCGUCGGCCUGUUCCCCGUCUUCGAGGGCCGCAAGACUCUCGUGCGCACUGCCAAGUACAUCUAUCUUGAUUUGACUGGUUCUCGGUCCUUCAAGACCGGUGGCACAACCGUUCACGAGGCAGAGGGGUCUGCAGCAAGUGGACAGGUCACCCCGAAGGUUGAAGAGAAGGGAGAAUAAGAUUGGUUGAAGGAGUAAAUAGUCGAUACCCAAUGUCGUAUAUGGACACACUCGUUUUUAGUUGAUGUUUUGGUAGUAAUAUAUUACUACAUGAACGCCCGCAUCUAAGAAAUUUCGAUGCAUA